UCUUAAUAUCUUAAUCACCAAUUAAAAAGUUAUCUAAUCACAAUUAUUGUGAGUUAUCAAAAUCAUUUUGAUAGAAACGUUUCAUCAAAGUCAGUUAGGAAUUAAUUAAAUUAAAUUUAUUUUAUAACAAUGAAGCUGUUUGUAGUUUUUGUUCUUUCGUGUUUUGGUUUUACUUUGUGCGGCGCUCAAGUUAUCAAUCGUGUCCGCCUGGUGGACCACACAUCCUAUGUGAUAAAUUUUAUAACCAAGACAGUGAACACUGUAGAAGACAAAGGAUGGUACAGCUUCAAGCUACCUGAUUAUGUGCAAUAUGUUAACGAAUCCCUCCUAACUUCUCCUGUGGUUGGAAAGUUGACGUACCACAAUGGUUUCGUGGUUUCAGUCCAGCAUGUGGAUAUCCAACAGUCGACUGUACAACAAGUGUGGGGAUAUAACUCCGCUUCGGGCGACACAACAGUGUCCGUCCGAGGAACGCUAAGGAUGCAUGAAGUGGCUAUCGGCUAUGACGUCAUUGCUGAACUUGACGAUGACGAUGAACCAUAUCAUUACACUAUGACGUUCGUCCAUCCGAUGAUUACUUACGCGUUUUCUGUAAUCCACGAUGCGUACAGAGGAAACCUUUCGGUUACAGUGCUAGGGACGGUCUCAAGAGUGACCAACCGAUUACCAUCAUUCAUACCCCAAGAUAGCGUGACUGACAUUAUAACAUACGUGUUUGAUCCCAACGCGGAACUUCCUGCAGGAAUGGCUGCGUGGGGUCCUGAAGUGUUUCAACCGAUCACAUAUGAGCUGGUCACAAAAGAAAUUCCUUUUCCACAGUUCUGUUAUAAUUGUGCCACAUAAACACGAAAUCACAGCAAGACAGCAUCAAGUUAGAAAAAUGAAUAAAGUUUUUUU
This is a messenger RNA of Spodoptera exigua (beet armyworm), 897 nucleotides long. The record is from the annotation of a GenBank genome assembly. Lineage: Eukaryota; Metazoa; Arthropoda; Insecta; Lepidoptera; Noctuidae.